AUGGGAAUUGAGCCGACGACCCGCGCUCGCCUCAGGUGCCGCCCCCGGACGGUCUCUCCUCCUCCCGCCCCUCGGCGCGGCACGCACUGGGCGAUGCGCGCGUGGGUGGGGCUUGGCGGCGCGGCCUGACGAGAUCGGGGCGGCGGGAGCCUGCGGUAGCGUAAUUACUUUGCCAAAGAAGCACAAGAAGAAAAAGGAUCGGAAGUCGUUACAAGAAGAAGAUGUGGCCGAAAUCCAACACGCUGAAGAAUUUAUUAUCAAGCCAGAAUCCAAAGUGGCUCAGCUGGACACAUCUCAGUGGCCUCUGUUGCUCAAGAACUUUGAUAAGCUGAAUGUAAGGACAACACACUAUACACCUCUUCCUUGUGGUUCCAAUCCUCUGAAGAGGGAGAUCGGGGACUAUAUCAGGACAGGCUUCAUUAAUCUUGACAAGCCUUCUAACCCCUCUUCUCAUGAGGUGGUAGCCUGGAUCCGACGAAUACUCCGUGUGGAGAAGACAGGGCACAGUGGCACACUGGAUCCCAAGGUGACUGGCUGUUUAAUUGUGUGCAUAGAACGAGCCACUCGCUUGGUGAAGUCGCAGCAGAGUGCAGGCAAAGAGUAUGUGGGAAUUGUCCGGCUGCACAAUGCUAUUGAAGGGGGUACCCAGCUUUCUAGGGCCCUGGAAACUCUGACGGGUGCCCUAUUCCAGCGACCCCCGCUUAUUGCUGCGGUAAAGAGGCAGCUCCGGGUGAGGACAAUCUAUGAGAGCAAGAUGAUUGAAUACGACCCUGAAAGAAGAUUAGGGAUCUUUUGGGUGAGUUGCGAGGCCGGCACCUACAUUCGGACGCUGUGCGUGCAUCUGGGUUUGUUGCUGGGAGUUGGCGGUCAGAUGCAGGAACUUCGAAGGGUUCGUUCUGGAGUCAUGAGUGAAAAGGAUCACAUGGUGACAAUGCAUGAUGUGCUCGAUGCUCAGUGGUUGUAUGACAACCACAAGGAUGAGAGUUACUUGCGGCGAGUUGUUUACCCUUUGGAAAAGCUGCUGACCUCUCAUAAGCGGCUGGUUAUGAAAGACAGUGCAGUCAAUGCAAUCUGCUAUGGGGCCAAGAUCAUGCUUCCAGGUGUUCUCCGCUAUGAGGAUGGCAUUGAGGUCAACCAGGAGAUCGUGGUCAUCACCACCAAGGGGGAAGCGAUUUGCAUGGCCAUUGCAUUAAUGACCACAGCAGUGAUCUCUACCUGCGACCAUGGUAUAGUGGCCAAGAUCAAAAGAGUGAUCAUGGAGAGGGACACCUACCCUCGGAAGUGGGGUUUAGGGCCCAAGGCAAGUCAGAAGAAGAUGAUGAUCAAGCAAGGCCUUCUGGACAAGCAUGGCAAACCCACUGACAGCACCCCUGCCACUUGGAAGCAGGAAUACGUGGACUACAGUGAUUCCAGCAAGAAAGAAACGGUUGCUGAAGCGGUGAAAACACCACAGGUAGUUGCUGAAGUGACAAAAGCCCCACAGGUGGUCACUGAGGCAGUAAAAGUCACAAAGCGUAAGCGAGAGAGUGAGAGUGGAAGUGAUGAGACCCCUGCAGCAGCCCCCAAGUUGUCCAAAAAGGAAAAAAAGAAGAAGAAUAAGGACAAGAAAGCUAAAGCUGCACCGGAGAGCGGGGGCGAGCCUGGAGAUGGGGACAGUGACACUGCCAAAAAGAAGAAGAAGAAGAAGAAAGCCAGAGUGGUGGAAGUGGCAUCUGAGUAGCAAAGGCUGCUUUGAGCAGUUGUGUCCAGGCAGCAGGAGAAAUGGAGAGCCUUAGUGAGAGAAACAGUUCCUUUUGUUGAGGGAGUGGAACAAAGACCCCGGACAGGGUGGAGCGUCCCGGCACAUUUAGCUGCUCCUCGAGACCUUCUCAGUGGCAUUACCCGCGUGCUCAUCCCAUCUUGUCCUGUUUUAAGGAUAUGAGUGAUGGAGGAGGCACAUUUUAUGCCAUUGACUCGUCUGAGUUGGGAAGCUCCACCUUCGGACCCAGUACUGCCCAGUAACUGUGCGGCUGUUGGCUAACGGUCAUUUUUAACAACAGUGUAGUCCUCUCCUCGUUUACUUUUUCUUACCCCAUUUAAAAGGUUUGUAAAAAUGAAUUGAAUGAACUGGUGUAGAACCAUCACUAAGUGAAAUAGUAGAGCUGACCCGUGUUGCUCACUGGGGAAGCCUUGUGUUGGACGUCCUUUAAGGACAGCAGUCUCUUGUGGUGGUGUCCCCUUGUGUUUCUGGCCCAGCUGUUGGUCCACUGUGUGCACUUCUCAAAGCCUGUGUGUACAGCAGAAUUCACCCAAACCUAUCUGGCUGUUUGUGGUGGAAACCAAGCCGUUCCUAUAUUUUAACCCUCAUUUACUUUUGAGGAAUGAAUUUGCUCGUUGCUAGGAGAAGAAUGUGGUGAUUUUUACAUAUUAAAAUUGAUUCUUGAUGUUUUUUAAGUAUUCCUGUUGGGUUUUAUAGUUUUAAGUGAUCUCAAACUGGCAGAGCAAAAUAUAUGAAAUUAUUUUGAUUAAAAAUAUGGAGACUUUCCUGUCCUAUUUGAA
This is a messenger RNA of Chinchilla lanigera (long-tailed chinchilla), 2538 nucleotides long. It is a transcript of the gene Dkc1, whose product is annotated as dyskeratosis congenita 1, dyskerin. The record is from RefSeq and is a predicted model, not a curated record. Gene Ontology annotation, biological process: box H/ACA sno(s)RNA 3'-end processing; snRNA pseudouridine synthesis; mRNA pseudouridine synthesis. Lineage: Eukaryota; Metazoa; Chordata; Mammalia; Rodentia; Chinchillidae. Gene Ontology annotation, molecular function: pseudouridine synthase activity; RNA binding. Gene Ontology annotation, cellular component: box H/ACA snoRNP complex.